CUCCCUUUGCUCUCUUACUGUGGACAACAGGAACAUCACAGCAUCAUUAGAAGCUUGGUUUCAGCUAAACAGACAUACAGAGCUACAGGAUCAUCAGAAGAACAGGAAAAACAGAGAGACAGGUGCAAAGGAUGUCCAUAGGUGAGUGGACAUUUCUAGAAAAGCUGGUAGAUGACAGCCUCGAGUACUCAACUAGUGUGGGACGCGUGUGGCUCAGUGUUCUUUUUCUCUUCCGUGUCCUCAUCUUAUGUACUGCAGCUGAGUCUGCGUGGAAUGAUGAACAGAAAGAUUUUGUCUGCAACACCCAACAGCCCGGCUGUGAGGCUAUGUGCUAUGACAAGGCUUUUCCUGUCUCUCAUUUCCGCUACUUUAUUCUGCAGGUCGUCUUUGUUUCCAUGCCCACUGUUUUAUAUUUUGGCUACGUGGCCCUGAAGAAACACAAGGAGAAAGAAGAGGAGAAAGAGGACCAGCAUGGAAGACAGAAGGAAAGAAACGGCAAAGAAUGUAAGAUAGAGAUGAUGCCAGAAGAGAAUAAAGAUGGGAAACCGCGACCCAAGACAAAUAAGCUCACGGGGAAGGUACUGGUUGCAUAUACUGUCAGCAUCAUCCUCAAGGUCCUAAUUGAGAUUGGCUUUAUUGUCGGGUUGUGGUUCCUCUAUGGAUUUGUUAUUCAACCCAAGUAUGAAUGCCAGCGAAGUCCCUGCCCCCACACGGUGGACUGUUUUGUCUCUCGGCCCACUGAAAAGACCAUUUUCACUAUAUAUACUCAGGUCAUCGCUGCAGUCUCUGUGUUGCUCAAUGUUAUAGAGCUUUUACACCUUCUUAAGAUGCACAUUACAUGUAACCUGGAGGAGAAGAACCAAAGUCAGCAGCAAGGGAUCCCUCGAAGUACAGAGAACACUCCAGAAAAGCCGCAGUCAGCCAAGGUUCGGGCACGAACUUGCCAGGAAAAAGGCAAGCUCUAACUUCCGGCAGAAGAGAUAAGAUAAGAGAUAAGAUAAAACUUUAUUGAUCCCACAGUGGGGAAAUUCAAUUGUUACAGCAGUUCAACAGACAGUUAACGUGCAGGUUUUUAACCUAAAGAUAGAAAGAAAGAGAAUUAAAAAGACAGAUAGUAAAAGAAAAGAAAUUAUGUAAAAAUUAUAAAAGAAAAUACAUAAAUAAAAAAGAUUGCACAAUACAAAUAAUAAUAAACUAAAUAACAAUACAAAUAGUAAAAGAAUGUAAGAUUAUAUAAAAUUAUGAACAUAUAAAAAAUUAUAAAAUAUAAAAUGAUAAAUUAUAAAACAGCAGCUACACUGAGUCUGUCGUGGAUUCGAGUAAAAGAAUGCCACACUCAUCAGGGGAUAUGCUUCCAACAUACUUAAACUGUCACUGACACCACACAAAGAUCAUCCCAAAAAGGACGUUCGCACCAAACCGCAUAAGAGUGCUUCUAAAGAGAAACACUCUAAUGAUCAACAUUACGUAUGAGCUUGGACAAUCAGUGCAGUCAGUGUUUUGGAAAAUCAGAGGGCGGGAUGAAAUUCCACUUCAUGCUCCCAAAGCGAUUUUCCAACAGAAUUUAAGGAUGGAAAAGAGAGAUAAAAAGAACACUGACUGUCAAGCAUUAGACAGAAAGAUAGAAAGCAGGGUUUCUGUGAACGAGAAGAAGUUUGCAAAAAUUGAUUGAUCUGCUCAAUCAGGAAAUAACAAACUGUGAAAUAUCAUAAUUUACAGAAAAGUCCACUGUAGAGUGUUAAGAUUUUCACUCAACCUAAUGCCUGCUAAUGAGCCAAAGUCUGUGUUCUAUAUGUUCAUGUGUAUGUUCAUCUGUAUGUGUGUUCUGUAUGAAGUUACGUGUUCACAUGAACUACAUAUAUAAAAUAUUAAUGAACAAUCCUGUAAAGGUGUAGGAUUCAGGUUUUUAACAUUAAUGGAGACUGAAUGACCACAACAUAGCUUCUUUAAUUACAGUAUUUAACACUUAACAUGCAAAAUGUAAGUUAGCUACAGUCUAGGCCUAAUUACUAAGCCACUGUAAAAUGUCACUUGAGACUAAAAGUCCAUCUGCUUCUGGGCUGCUUUUGUGUUCCUUUCCUUCUGUCUCUGUUUCUAUAAAUCCACACCUGGUUCCUGUGGGUAAUGUUGGAUAACAGCAUUGUGUAUUUGCUUACCAGUGAAUUUAUUUUCUAAUUAGGAUUAGCUAAAUAGCAGUGCCCAAGAAUCUCCUAGUUAUCUAGUAACACUCGUGGACUCGGAUGCAGUUGUAGGUAAAAUUCACUUUAAUGAAAAACUCAAAAUCAGCAUGCAGGAUCAAAAAUGUGAGACGGGCUAUGGUCAGGUGUUUGACAAACAACACAGGCAAGGCAAGGCAAGGCAAAGUCAGCAAUGUGAGAACAGAAACUAGGGACGAAUUCAAAACAACAACAACAAAAGCCUUGGUAAUGUUUUACAACAAAAUGAAAUGAAAUUAAUGAAAAGAUUCAAUUGAAAGAAAGUCAUUCUGAACAAUUUGUGGGUGUGUGUUUGAUUGAACAGAAGUAACUGAGAGCAGAGGAGUGUAUGGGGAGUGUAAUCCAUAGAGACCUGUGGAUGGUGGUGAUGUGACACUAGUAUUUCUUCACUGAAUAGCCUGGCAAGCCUACUUACCCUCUGAGUGUAUUUGUGUAUAUUUCAAAAAUGCCUGAGGUUUUUAUUUUGCAGAAGCACAGUGCUGUAGGUAAUGACAAAAUUCCAACACAUAAUCAAGGGGGAUGUAGUAGCUCAGUGGUUAAGGUGUUGGCCUACUGAUUGUAAGGUUGUGAGUUUGAACCUCAGUUCUACUGAGCAAGUUGUAGGAAAUAUAAGUUACUCUGGAUAAAGGUGCAUGCCAAAUAUUAAAAAUGCAAUGGAGAUCCUGUUACCUAGACUAGCAAGAAAUCUAAGAUAAGGUUGUUUUGCAGAGCUAUUUUCUAUUAUUUCUAUAUUCAAUUCUAUUUCAAUUUCUAGCUAGUAACUAGAAAACCGAGAUAUGGUUGAUUCUGCAAAGCUAUUUUCAACUCACUUUGCACUUUGAGUCCAAACAGAAUCAAUCAGAAUAGCUAUCUAUAGAACUCUUCAUGCUAGUUAUUGUCACUUUAGUGAACAACAGUGAGAACUGUCUGUAAAAAUAAUUUCAUAAUGUGAAAUUACAUAUAUUUCGCACAUAUAUACAUAGACACACAACUUGGAACUAUGUGCCAAAUGAUUAAUAGGAAGCUAGCUUACUUUAGCAGCUAGCAUGCUUUUGUUCAAGUGCAAUUUAUCUCUCCUGUUUUUGUUUUUUUUCUGAUAAUUUUAAUUAUUUAGACUUUAAAAAGUCUCUUCAAGUCUCUCAGGUAACCUCAACUAUGUAGAGUCAUCCACACUGUUAACAAAGAAAUGUGUUUCUACUCACAUUGGACAAAAACAUUCAACUAUGUGAACUAUGUGAAUUUUUUUUAAAAAGCAUAUAUUUAAGAUUUACUUUAUUUAACAUUUUAAUUCUGUAUUUUUAUUUUGUAUUUAUUCUAAUUGCUUCUAAUAAAGACCAUUAAUAAUG
Molecule: messenger RNA, 3541 nt
Organism: Hemibagrus wyckioides
Lineage: Eukaryota; Metazoa; Chordata; Actinopteri; Siluriformes; Bagridae
Product: gap junction alpha-8 protein-like
Exons: 2
Coding region: 132-965 (277 amino acids)
Biological process (GO): cell communication
Cellular component (GO): connexin complex
Source: RefSeq, a predicted model, not a curated record